Molecule: messenger RNA, 2299 nt
Organism: Stomoxys calcitrans (stable fly)
Lineage: Eukaryota; Metazoa; Arthropoda; Insecta; Diptera; Muscidae
Product: sterol O-acyltransferase 1
Exons: 4
Coding region: 313-2139 (608 amino acids)
Biological process (GO): cholesterol metabolic process
Cellular component (GO): endoplasmic reticulum membrane
Source: RefSeq, a predicted model, not a curated record
ACAUACCGGACGCCUCUAAUGUGUUGAGUGUCUGUGUGAAGUGAUAUACUUAGUGAUGGGGGACCAACUAGUGACCGCCUGCCUGGGAAGCUAACAACUUGAGUAACAUUUGCUGCAUCGCACCAAAGGCAUUGUAGUAACAAUGAUCAAUUUGAGUUGGAAUUUGAAAGCGAACGGUUCAACGCAAUAGAGUCAAAGGAAACGGGUGAACAACAAAUAGUUCUAAACAAUAACAAAAACAAAAAAGAUUUGUUAGCAAAGUGAACAUUGUGUUGUUGUGGUGUUUAUGUGUAAACACCCUGGAAAAGGGAAAUGGUGGAAAAACUAAAAAGCCCUGAUCGAAAGAUCAACUCAACUGAGAAUAAAACACAGAAUGAAUCAACUGCCCUAACCGAUCAAAAUAUGGAAUUGCAUUUCGUGCGUCACAAACUGGAAGCAUUCCAGACAAACGUUUUGCGUGAUGUACAAAAACGUAUGUCCGGCAUGAUAGACGAGGUCAUGGAACAACUGCGCCAACAAGAGUUGCAGGCUCACGAAUUUCGAAAUUUUGCCAAACCACAGACACAGCAUAAAUCAAACACCUGGAGUAAUCGUUUGCGCUUAAAAUCAACAUCGUCAUCAUCAAAGACUGACGCAGGCAAAACAUCUCCAAACAGUGGGCAGACAACAGAUCGUAAAACAUGCAAUGAAGAAGACCAUGUAAAGAAUGCGGAUGCUAGCACUAGCGACGAAACCCAAAAAUCGCAAGCAUCGAGAAAAUCGGAACAUGAAGCAAACAAUGUGGCGAAAGAUAUUUCAAAGCGAGGUCGUCUACGCACACUUCCCGAUAAAAUCUUUAUUACCCGCGAAUCCUAUUUGACUGCCCUUUUGGAAGUGGAUCACAUGAAGACUAUAUACCAUAUAUUCUAUAUAAUAUUUUUGAUCUUUUUGUUGAACAACAUAACACAUGAUUAUUUUGUCAAUGGAAGUGUAACAUUUGGUUUGGGAACAUUCAAGAAGGGCUUUGGAAAAAUAGAUAACGUAUUCGGUAUAUGGAUGCUCCAAAUGACGUUUGUGUUCAGUAUAUAUGUUGCCAUUCAGAUAUGGGCCCAUGUUCGUUCGAAACUUCGUAAGCAAGAAACCCUUCAGAGCGUAUGGUCCUACUCAUGCCUUCUGUUGUACAUCACCAGUCAAGUAAUAUUCACCUAUUUGCCUCCAAAAAUCUGUUUAAGCCUAGAUCUGCCCUAUGUUUCGGCUUGUGUGCUGCUGCUGGAAAGUAUUCGAAUGUUAAUGAAGAUGCAUGGGUUUGUGAGAACUGUCAGUGGCAGGGUAGUACAAGGCAAGGUAAAAACAGAUUCCGAUACUAGAUCCGAAGCUGCAGUACCGCCAUUCCAAAAGUAUUUGUAUUAUUUGUUUGCUCCUACCCUACUGUACCGUGAUAAUUACCCUCGCACAGCGGUUAUACGUUGGAAAUUUGCUGCUUCCCGUCUACUGGAGGUAGUAGCUGUGGCCUUUCUCUAUAGCUACAUACAUGAACGCCAUAUACGAGUACAUUUUGCCAACAUGGGAAGAGAAGAACUUAAUGCUGGCUCCAUGAUCGUCAAAUUAUUCGGCAUGCUUAUGCCCUGCAUAAUCAUAUAUCUAUGUGGCUUCUAUUUGAUACUUCACUCUUGGCUAAACUUUACCGCAGAGCUUUUAAGAUUCGGUGAUCGCAUGUUCUAUAAGGACUGGUGGACGGCCAGCAAUUAUGAGACAUAUUAUCGCAACUGGAAUGUUGUGGUGCAUGACUGGCUGUAUGAGUACAUCUAUAAGGACUUCUACUUGCAUGUCUUCAAGGGCUCCAAGCUGGCCUCAUCCUUGACAGUAUUCACCAUAUCGGCUUUGUUUCAUGAAUAUGUGCUGGGCUAUGCUUUGCAAGUCUUCUUUCCUGUAAUGUUUGUAUUCUUUGGCGUCAUUGGGGUCUUGAUGAUCUUUAUAACACGUUUUGCACCUAAAAAUUUGGGAAACAUAAUGCUGUGGUUUACCCUAAUCUAUGGCAACUGCCUGAUGAUUUCCCUAUAUAGCAUGGAAUACUUUGCAAGUAAAAACUGUCCUAAAGAUUCCUAUGAAAGUUGGACGGAUUAUCUGGUACCUCAUUUAUGGUCAUGCCAUAUGAAGUAGUACUCGAACAAAUAACGAAGAGGGAUUUUUUAUACAAUAUAUUUUUCUAUAUUUCUUCCCCCAAUCAAUUUGUGAUAAAAACAAAACUUUAUCAUGAAAGUAUGAUCAAAGUUGGACCUUAUUGUAUUCUAGAUUAAGUGAGUUUUAUAUGAAUUGAAUU